AUGAGUGUCAUGCAGUCCGGGACGCAGAUGAUCAAACUGAAGCGUGGGACCAAAGGGCUGGUCCGGCUCUUCUAUCUGGACGAGCACCGGACACGCCUCCGAUGGCGGCCCUCCAGGAAGAGCGAGAAGGCAAAAAUUCUUAUCGACUCCAUUUACAAAGUCACGGAGGGCCGGCAGUCGGAAAUAUUCCACCGGCAGGCUGAGGGGAGCUUCGACCCCAGCUGCUGCUUCACCAUCUACCACGGGAACCACAUGGAAUCCCUGGACCUGAUCACCUCCAACCCCGAGGAGGCGCGCACGUGGAUCACCGGCCUCAAGUACCUGAUGGCCGGCAUCAGCGACGAGGACUCCCUGGCCAAAAGGCAGAGAACCCAUGACCAGUGGGUGAAGCAGACCUUCGAGGAGGCGGAUAAGAACGGGGAUGGGCUGCUGAACAUCGAGGAGAUCCACCAGCUGAUGCACAAGCUCAACGUCAGCCUGCCCCGGAGGAAGGUCCGCCAGAUGUUCCAGGAAGCCGACACAGAUGAGAACCAGGGCACGCUGACCUUUGAAGAGUUCUGUGUGUUUUACAAAAUGAUGUCCUUGAGAAGAGAUCUCUAUCUGUUACUCUUGAGCUACAGUGACAAGAAAGACCACCUGACGGUGGACGAGCUGGCUCAGUUUUUGAAGGUGGAACAAAAGAUGAGCAAUGUGACGGUGGACUAUUGUCUUGACAUCAUCAAGAAAUUCGAAGUUUCAGAAGAAAAUAAGGUGAAGAAUGUUCUUGGCAUAGAAGGCUUCACGAACUUCAUGCGCAGCCCUGCGUGUGACAUCUUUAACCCCGUGCACCAGGAGGUGUGCCAGGACAUGGACCAGCCGCUCUGCAACUACUACAUUGCGUCCUCGCACAAUACCUACCUGACUGGGGACCAGCUCCUCUCGCAGUCCCGAGUGGACAUGUAUGCCCGCGUGCUCCAGGAGGGCUGCCGCUGCCUGGAAGUUGACUGCUGGGAUGGGCCAGAUGGAGAGCCGGUGGUUCACCACGGCUACACGCUCACAUCCAAGAUUCUCUUCAGAGACGUGGUGGAGACCAUCAACAAGCACGCCUUUGUGAAGAAUGAGUUCCCCGUGAUCCUGUCCAUUGAGAACCACUGCAGCAUCCAGCAGCAACGGAAGAUCGCCCAGUACCUGAAGGGGAUAUUCGGGGACAAGCUGGACCUGUCAAGUGUGGAUGCCGGGGAUGGCAGGCAGCUCCCAAGCCCUCAGAGCUUGAAAGGCAAAGUUCUGGUGAAGGGCAAGAAGUUGCCUUACCACCUUGGGGACGACGCAGAGGAAGGAGAGGUGUCGGAUGAGGACAGCGCCGAUGAGAUUGAAGAUGAGUGCAAGUUUAAGCUGCACUGCAAUAAUGGGACCACCGAACAUCAAGUAGAGUCUUUCAUAAGGAAAAAACUGGAGUCCCUGUUAAAGGAGUCUCAGAUCCGAGACAAAGAAGACCCUGACAGCUUCACAGUGAGGGCGCUGCUGAAGGCCACACACGAGGGCCUGCAUGCUCACCUGAGACAGAACCCCGAUGGGAAGGAAAGUGGGAAGAAAUCACAGGCACGGGCCCUCAUGACCAACUUUGGAAAGCACAAGAAAGCCACAAAGUCUCGGUCAAAGUCAUACAGUACGGAGGAAGAGGAGGAGUUGCAGCAGAACCAGAGCAGGGAGGGCGGCCAGAUGUGCAGGCUGGGCCGCCGGAGGAAGACCAUGAAGCUGUGUCGAGAGCUGUCUGACCUGGUCAUCUACACAAAUUCCGUGGCCGCCCAGGACAUCGUGGAUGACGGUACCACGGGCAACGUGCUAUCCUUCAGCGAAACCAGGGCACACCAGGUCGUCCAGCAGAAGCCAGAGCAGUUCAUGGUCUACAACCAGAAGCAGCUGACUAGAGUUUACCCCUCGGCCUACCGCAUCGACUCCAGCAACUUCAACCCCCUGCCCUACUGGAACACGGGCUGCCAGCUUGUGGCCCUGAACUACCAGUCCGAAGGGCGAAUGAUGCAGCUCAACCGCGCCAAGUUCAAGGCCAACGGCAACUGUGGCUAUGUGCUGAAGCCUCAGCAAAUGUGCAAAGGUACUUUCAACCCUUUUUCUGGUGAUCCACUUCCGGCCAACCCUAAAAAGCAGCUCAUCCUGAAAGUGAUCAGUGGACAGCAGCUUCCCAAACCUCCAGACUCCAUGUUCGGGGACCGGGGCGAGAUCAUCGAUCCUUUUGUGGAAGUAGAGAUCAUUGGAUUGCCAGUAGACUGCUGUAAAGACCAAACUCGAGUGGUGGAUGACAAUGGAUUUAACCCUGUGUGGGAAGAAACACUGACAUUUACCGUCCACAUGCCAGAAAUCGCCCUGGUGCGGUUCCUCGUGUGGGAUCACGACCCGAUAGGACGAGACUUUGUGGGGCAGAGGACCGUGACCUUCACCAGCUUAGUGCCCGGCUACCGGCAUGUCUACCUGGAAGGACUCACAGAAGCCUCCAUUUUUGUGCACAUCACAAUCAACGACAUCUACGGGAAGUGGAGUCCAUUAAUCCUCAACCCCAGUUACACCAUCUUGCACUUCCUAGGGGCUUCAAAGAACAGGCAGCUCCAAGGCCUGAAGGGGUUGUUCACCAAGAGCCCCAGGCCCGGCGCUUCAGAAAACAGUUCCCACUACGUUCGGAAACGAUCCAUCGGAGACAGAAUUCUGCGCCGGACAGCCAGCGCCCCAGCCAAAGGCAGGAAAAAGAGCAAAAUGGGCUUCCAAGAAAUGGUAGAGAUCAAGGAUUCCGUGUCUGAAGCCACAAAGGAUCAGGACGGAGUCCUGCGAAGAACCACUCGGAGUCUACAAGCGCGCCCAGUCUCCAUGCCCGUGGACCGGGGUCUCCUGGGGGCCUUGGCACUCCCACUCCCCAUGUCCGCAGCCCCUACUGCCACCGGGGCAAAGGAGAGCUCUCCGGCAGAAGGUAAAGAUGGCAGAAGAACAGGCCAGGCCAGUGGAAAAGGCCCACCUUUUCCAGAUUUCAACCAAGAGCUGUCCUCACCCUCCUCUUCUGCCCUCCUCCAUAAAGACGCCAGCCCGGGGGCCACCCAUGUCCUCUCCACCAUGGUCCCCACCCAGCCACAAGCCACCAGCGACAUCGGCCAGGAGGGCCCCGGCCCCAGCCAGUCUCCGGGGCUCCAGUCCACCCUCCUCUCCCGCUCUUACCCAACACAAAACCUGCGAGACAAGCAAGCCAAAGAAGCGGGGAAAGCGGAGGGUGGGCACAGCACCCUCUCCUCAGGCGGCCUGUGGGGCGGCCGGGCCGGGGCGCGAGCAUCCUUGUCUCUGUCAGACAUGUCCGCACUCUGCUCCGCCACGCCUGACCUGCACUCCACGGCCAUCCUGCAGGACACAGACGUCUCCCUCCUCCUGGACAACGCCACCUUCACGGGCGACACGGAGCCAGGCAGCUCCAUCUCGGCACUGAUCGCACGCUUUGAGGAGCCUCCCGUCCAGGCUGGCUAUCCUCCCCCGGCCUCCCAGCGUGGAGGCUCUGGGGACGAGGCUGUCCCAUCCUUCCUGUCGUCCUUGGAGCUCAGCCCACUCCUCAAUCCUGAGAGCUUCGCCACCCCCACUGGGACCAUCUGCCCUCCCCACUCCAAAUCCACGCCCGCGGAGGCCCCUUGUGCUACAAGCCUACGGGGGUCCCCUGAUGCUCCUCGUGGUGGGUUCCCCCAAACUCCCACCCGUGGGAAGCACUGGGAGCUGCUAAGCAGCAGCAGCCCUGCCCCGUCCACCGACCUGACCCUGAGCUAUGACAUCAUGGCGGGCCCCGUGCGCUGCGUGGAUUCUGGAGAGAGCAGCCUGGUGGAAAUGGACGGCACCUCAGGAGAUCUGUCUCUGACCACCUGCCACGAAGGAGGCUUGGGUGCCACUCCACUCGCCUGUCCAGUCAGGCCGGAAUACGGCCAGAAUGUGCUGGAACCCUGCCCGAGAGACUGGAGGAAUGGCUGUUGUGCGGAGACACUCCGGUCUCACCACUGGGAAAUUCUCCCCAGAGGUGAGAGGCCUCCGCACCCGGCCUCCCAGGGCGCUGGUGCUGAGCACCACGUCCCGGCCUCACAGAGAGGAGGGCGCCAGGCCAGCGAGCCCCAGCAGGCCGCUGUCCAGGGUGCGCAGGCCCCUGGGCCCACCCCAAGGCCACCCGCUGCCCUGUCCAGUCCCUGCAAAUCCAAAAGCCUGGGGGACUUGACCUCGGAGGACAUCGCCUGCAACUUCGAGAGCAAGUACCAGUGCAUCAGCCGCAGCUUCGUGCCCACGGGCGGGGCGGGCAGGCCGGGGGCGGCCGCAAGGACGUCCGGCCUGGGGCCUCUGGACGCCCUGACCCAGCAACUGCGGCAGUUGGUGAACUUAGAGCAGGAGGAUGGCUGUCAGGUGCGGGACUCCAGGCAGGAGGCCGGCCAGCUGCCGCGGGCGCUGGUGCGGAAGCUGUCCUCCAGGAGUCAGAGCCGAGUUCGGAACAUCGCCAGCCGUGCCAGGGAGAAGCAGGAAGCCAGCAGGCCGAAGGUGGGUGACGCUGGCCCGGGGGGCGGCGUGGUUCUCAGGAAGAGGCCGCCGGCGCCCGGGCUGGCUGUGAACCGCCACUCCACCGGCUCCUACAUCGCAGGGUACCUGAGGCCCUCAAAGGGGGGUGCCCUGGAGGGCCGGGGCAUCCCCGAGGGGGCCUGCGCGGUGCUGCGUGGCCGCUGUGUCGACCAGUGCCGUUCAGACGGCCCAGAUCUGCAGACUGAGCCGGGCCUGGACGAGAAACCGGAGAUUUAUUUUCUUCUGAGGCUGUGAUGCGUACGAAGCAGAAGCUUCAGCGAUGUUUACAAGGUCCUGUGUGGAAUGUCCUGGGUUUUUUGUUGUUUUUGUUGUUUUUUGUCCACAAAGAGGAGCCCGGCUUUGAAAUGCUUAGCAAAUGUGAUUUUAAAGCUGGGUGUCACUCUCCCUUUAACCUCCUGUGUCCCCCAUGUGUGGAUUUGUGACACUGCCUCUGUACCCCCAACCUCUCCGCCUGAGGUGCUGUGUGACCUGGAUUAAAUGCAUGCCCUGGGUGUGAAACUGCCUGGCCGCCUGGCUACAGGCGUCAGUGUCUGUCCCCUGCCCUCACAUCCCAGUCACAGGUAGCAUCAUUUCUUCCAUAAAUGUUGAGUCCAUCAAGCG
Molecule: messenger RNA, 5178 nt
Organism: Dipodomys ordii (Ord's kangaroo rat)
Lineage: Eukaryota; Metazoa; Chordata; Mammalia; Rodentia; Heteromyidae
Gene: Plch1
Product: phospholipase C, eta 1
Exons: 22
Coding region: 1-4812 (1603 amino acids)
Biological process (GO): phosphatidylinositol-mediated signaling; lipid metabolic process
Molecular function (GO): calcium ion binding; phosphatidylinositol-4,5-bisphosphate phospholipase C activity
Source: RefSeq, a predicted model, not a curated record